Adineta ricciae is the source of this 2727-nucleotide messenger RNA. The record is from the annotation of a GenBank genome assembly. Lineage: Eukaryota; Metazoa; Rotifera; Eurotatoria; Adinetida; Adinetidae.
AUGGGACGUUGUAUGUCGAAGUGUUUGAAAUCAGAUGUAUUAUCUGAUUCAAUCGAUGUGCCGAUCACCGGCAACGAACAACACACCGAAAUAGUUUCGUCUGAAAUUAUCGAUGCAGUGAAACCAGUCGACAACAAACAACGAGUUCGUAUCGUUCAAAACUUUACAUUACUUUGGUUGGACUCAAAGAUUGAUGAAAACAAUCUCGAUUUCAAAAAUUCUCUAACACAACUUCGAACAAUUGUCAAUACAAUCAAUACAUUUACCAAUCCUGAUGAAUGCAUCCCUUUUCUCGAUCAAAUCACAGAUGAAAAGGCAUUUAUGCUCAUAUCAGGUUCUUUGAGUCAAACAAUUAUUCCAUGCGUGCAUCAUGCGCCUCAACUCGAGUCUGUCUACAUAUUCUGUGCAAAUAAAUCCAAAUAUGAACAGUGGGCUUCGGACUGGCCAAAGAUCAAAGGCAUUUUCACUGAUAUUGAAAGCAUUUGCGAGGUACUGAAACGAGAUGCUCAACAGUGCAAUCAAGAUUCUGUAACGAUCAGUGUGACAAGCAAAAACGUGGACCGACUCGAGCCUUCGUUCAUGUACACACAGUUAUUGAAAGAAGUUCUUCUCGAGAUAGAAUAUGACGAGAAAGCUAAAACAGAACUCGUCGAAUUUUGUCGCGAACAGUUUCAUAAUAAUCCACAUGAACUAGGAAUUAUCAAUGAAUUCGAACGUGACUAUCAUCUUCAUACGCCAAUCUGGUGGUACACAUGCGAGUGUUUCACAUAUCAAUUACUCAAUCGAGCACUUCGCAUACAGGAUGUGGAGGUUAUUUUGAAGAUGGGCUUUUUCUUACGUGACGUUCAUCGACAUCUUGAAGAAUUACAUUCGUAUAUGGAUAAAAAUAGUCUGAUUUAUGUUUACCGAGGAAAAGGAAUGCCGAUAGCUGACUUCGAAGAGAUCAAAAAUAAGAAAGAUGGUCUAUUAUCUUUUAACACUUUUCUAUCGACAAGUAUCAAUGAGAGCGUUUCAUUACAAUUUGCGAAGAAAUCGUUGAAAAAAGCCGGUACAGUUGGUGUACUCUUUCAGAUGAUUGUGGAUCCGUGGAUGUCUUCAACACCAUUUGCUCCGAUCAAGGAAGUGAGUGCAAUUCCGAAUGAAGAGGAAAUUUUAUUUUCUAUGCAUACCGUUUUUCGAAUUGGUGAGAUAACUGAAAUCGAAGAUCGCGUUUGGCGUGUGGAACUGACAUUAACCAGGGAUAAUGACGAAGAUUUGAAACAACUAACGGAAUAUAUACGCGAGGAAACGUCGAAGUCAACGAAAUGGGAACAACUGGGUCAUUUAUUAAUCAAAAUGGGUAAUUUUAAUAAGGCUGAAGAGAUUUUUCGCGUCUUACUCGAACAAACAUUCAAAGACGAUGAAAAACUAUGCGCAUCACUGUACUAUCAUCUUGGAGAGGUAAAGUCUAACAAAGGAGAUUAUAAAGAUGCACUGCAAUUGUACGAAACCUCUCUUGAAAUCCAACAGAAAUAUUCCGAUUCGAAAGUGUCGGAUCUAGUGAAUACUUACAAUAGUAUUGGUCUUAUGUAUGAUAUUAUGGCAGAUUACUCGAAAGCAUUACAAUUCUACGAAAAAUCGCGUGAAAUCGGAGAAAAAGCAACGCUUUCUGAUCGUGUCAACAUGGCGGAGACUUUCAAUAACAUGGGAGCAGCAUACUAUCAUUUAGGAGACUAUACAAAAGCGCUUGAGUUCUACGAAAAAUCACGCGAUAUCUGUGUUGCAUCUCUCCCAACAAACCAUCCCGAUCUUGCUACUGUUAGUAGUAACAUCGGUAAUGUUCAUCAACGAAUCAAGGACUAUUCAAGAGCAGUGAAUGCCUAUGAGAAAACCUUGGAAAUUCAACAAAAGACUCUUCCUCCCAAUCAUCCGGAUUUAGCUGUUACUUACAACAGCAUUGGCUUGUUACACUGCAAUAUCGGAGAAUUAUCAAAGGCACUCGAUGCUUUUCAAAAAGAUCUCAAUAUUAAACAAAAGUCUUUGCCUUCGAAUCAUCCUAGUUUCGCUAUAACGUACAACAAUCUUGGCUUAGUCUAUUCGAACAUGACUGACUACCCGAAAGCACUCGAAUUCUACCAGAAGUCACUGGACAUCAGUUUGCAAUCGCGUCCUCCCAAUCAUUCAGAGUUAGCUACAACUUACAACAAUAUCGGUUUAUUACAUCUUAACAUGGGCGAGAUUGCUAAAGCACUCGAAUCCAUCGAAAAAUCCAUCGACAUCAAACAAGAGAUUCUUCCCGAUCAUCAUCCCGAUCUGUAUGCUGCUUUCAACAACAUGGGUUUGCUCUACUGGAAUACAGGAGAUUAUCCGAAAGCACUUUCGUUUUAUGAACGUUCGCUAAAAAUCGGUCAACAUAUACUACCUCCAAAUGAUCCGACUAUGGGAGCUCUUUACAAUACGAUCGCUCUGACACAUUUCAACCUAGGAAACCUUUCGAAAGCAUUAGAAUUUUUUGAAAAGUCACUUGAAAUCAAAAAAGUUGCUCUACCGGAAGGUCAUCCUGAAUUAGCAAAAACGUACAAUCAUAUCGGUUUGGUCUAUUGGCAGAUGGGUGAAUAUGGAAAAGCACUUCCAUGUUACGAGCAAGCCGUAGAAAUCGGAGAACGUGCAUUGCCGCAAGAUCAUCCAUACCUACAGGCCUAUCUAAAUGGUCUUGCUCAAAUGCGAGCUAAAUGUCAAUCCCUCUAA